Messenger RNA from Toxorhynchites rutilus septentrionalis, 960 nucleotides. RefSeq lists its product as uncharacterized. The record is from RefSeq and is a predicted model, not a curated record. Gene Ontology annotation, molecular function: nucleic acid binding. The coding region runs from base 1 to 960 and encodes 319 amino acids. Gene Ontology annotation, biological process: DNA integration. The transcript has a single exon. NCBI's taxonomy places the organism in Eukaryota, Metazoa, Arthropoda, Insecta, Diptera, Culicidae.
AUGGGAGAUCUACCGGAGUCGCGAUUGGCGGCCUUCACUCGUCCAUUCUCGUACACCGGCAUUGACUACUUUGGACCUAUGCAUGUUGUAGUCGGAAGAAGGGUCGAGAAAAGAUGGGGUGUCCUUCUAACCUGUAUGACGAUCCGGGCUAUUCAUAUCGAGAUAGCGCAUUCACUCACGACAGACUCAUGCAUUCUUGCUCUCCGAAACUUUAUCGCACGUCGCGGAACACCCUUAGAAAUCUUCAGCGACUGCGGUACGAAUUUUGUAGGUGCCAGUCGAGAACUACGAAAUUCUAAGGAAAAGAUUGACCAAGUUAAGAUGAUGGAAUUCUUCGAAAGCUCGGAUACGAAAUGGACAUUCAAUCCACCUGCUGCACCGCAUUUCGGUGGUUGUUGGGAGCGCCUGAUACAGUCAGUGAAAAGAACGUUAAUGCAGAUAAAGACGAAACGACUUCCAACAGACGAAAUCCUCAGAAAUAUGCUCCUAGAAACAGAAAUGAUCAUAAAUUCCCGACCGCUCACUCAAGUUCCUUUACAAGACGAAAAUUCCACUCCAAUUACACCCAACCAUUUUCUAUUGGGUUCUUCUAAUGGUUCUAAGCCCCCGAUCGCAUUCAACGAUUCGCCGGUUAUGCUUCGACAUUCCUGGAAGAUGUCCCAAGCCUUCGCAGAUGAGUUUUGGAAGAAAUGGGUCAACGAAUAUCUUCCAACGCUAACACGUCGAACGAAGUGGUUCCAGCCGGUGAAGCCCAUUGAAACUGGAGAUAUAGUGCUAGUGGUGGACAAUACAUUGCCACGGAACUGCUGGCCUAGGGGUCGCGUCAUCAGCGUGGUUCACUCCAAGGAUGGACAAGUUCGCAGGGGAGUUGUGCAAACCAUGCAUGGAUUACUAGAGAGACCAGUGGUGAAGCUGGCGUUUCUGGACGUCGGUUCUAAUCCUAGUAAGCCGAGUCAAUGA